Messenger RNA from Caenorhabditis briggsae, 1134 nucleotides. RefSeq names its product Protein CBR-GRK-2 (gene Cbr-grk-2). Gene Ontology annotation, biological process: protein phosphorylation; G protein-coupled receptor signaling pathway; regulation of signal transduction. NCBI's taxonomy places the organism in Eukaryota, Metazoa, Nematoda, Chromadorea, Rhabditida, Rhabditidae. The transcript is spliced from 5 exons. The record is from RefSeq and is a predicted model, not a curated record. Gene Ontology annotation, molecular function: G protein-coupled receptor binding; G protein-coupled receptor kinase activity. Bases 1 to 1134 code for a protein of 377 amino acids.
AUGGCAGACUUGGAAGCUGUGCUGGCUGAUGUCAGCUACCUGAUGGCUAUGGAGAAGAGCCGAAGUCAACCGGCAGCUCGAGCCAGUAAACGUAUUGUACUACCUGAUCCUAGUGUUCGAAGCAUCAUGCAAAAAUUUCUGGAAAAAUCGGGUGAUAUGAAGUUUGAUAAGAUAUUCAAUCAGAAAUUGGGAUUUUUGUUGUUAAAAGACUAUGCUGAAAACGUGUCGGAGAGCCCUUGUCCACAGAUCAAGUUUUAUGAAGCUAUAAAAGAAUACGAAAAAAUGGAGACACCAGAUGAGCGUCUAACCAAAGCUCGAGAAAUUUACGACCAUCACAUUAUGGUGGAAAUGUUGGCUCAUGCUCAUAACUAUUCAAAAGAAUCACUCCAACAUGUACAGUACCAUUUGCUCAAACAAAACGUGCCUCCAGACCUUUUCCAUAGAUAUGUAUUGGAAAUUUGUGAUCAAUUGAGAGGAGACAUUUUCCAACGAUUUCUAGAGUCAGAAAAGUUUACAAGAUUUUGCCAGUGGAAAAAUCUGGAAUUGAAUAUGCAAUUGACCAUGAACGACUUUUCCGUGCAUCGGAUUAUUGGAAGAGGAGGAUUCGGAGAGGUUUAUGGAUGCAGGAAAGCGGAUACCGGAAAGAUGGACACCUUCUUCGCCCCAUCUCUUACAAUGCCGCCAGCCGCUCCACCAACUCCCACCCCCACGAAGCCUAUUCUCCGAUACCGCCCCCUCCAAUGCUCCGUUUGCGAUGAGCAAGUUGUCGGUGAAGACGGUCUUGAUGAGCAUCGCCUCCGCAAGCACUGCAAAGUCCGCUACGCUGACAAAUGUGCAGACUGUCAAGAGCUGCUUCUAAACGAAGCCAAUUUCGUUGAGCAUUGCCUUCGUCACGCCAAAGACCACGCUCAUCACUGCCCGGUGUGCCGACAAAGUUUGCGAUCGGAUGCGCAAAUCCAGACGCAUUGUGCGUAUCAUAUGACACCAAUUGUCAAGACGUCGGAAGAGUCCACGUCACCGGUGGAGCCUUCGAGUCCAAAUGGCAUCGCGAGUUUCAGCUUCGUGUGUCCAAUCUGUGGGGAGAAGUUGGAGGAUGGAUUUGCUCUUUUGGAGCACACGAAGCAGCAUUUGUAA